GUAUUUUGGUGCAGCUCCUAAAUAGCCUUGGACUCAACAUUUCGGUCAAUAACAACCAUCUGGUCGCCGCAUUUUCCCARGUGAUGGAAGCCAUGAAUAGCGUGGGUUCAAAACCAAAUGCUUCAGACCUCAGCGACUAUUUCAUCAUUAGGAAAAUCAGCAGAUUACUUCGCGCCAACGAGAAUUCGUCCCGUAAAUCAAAGAAUGCUAGAACCUUUCUGGGGAUACUCCUUGCUCGACAGAAAACAUGUGAUUAUGCCGAAAUCUCUAAAGAACUUAAAGAAGAAAUUGGUAAUGAGGGAUUUAAGAGGCUGCUUAAUGUGGAUGGUAAAGUUACUUUAACCUUUGUAAUCGACAUCAGUGGGAGCAUGAAGUUAGUCAUCCCUAAAGUAAAACAGAUUGCUUUAAGCAUUGCAGAAUACAAAUCAAUCAAACAUGUUGACUAUGUCUUGUCAACUUUUUCCGAUGAUUCCAAAGGAACCAAGCUUCUUGGCAAUGUUCAAAACUUUGAUAAUCUCGAGAAUUUCAUAGAAGCACUUGACGAUAUGCUAUCAGUUCGUGAUUAUUUUAAAGAGAAGACUGGCGACUGUCCUGAGCCAGCGUACGCCGGCAUCAUAAAAGCAAUUACAGUUGGCAGUCCACAACGUGGUUCACCUAUGUACGUGUUCACGGACGCACCGCCGAAGCCAUUUGGAGAGUUCACAGAGGAUAACGCGAUAUAUCACGCUCAGAAAAAUAAAAUACCCAUCACUUUUUUCGUAUCGAACUCAUACUGUUCUCGACGAGCGAGGCAUUAUUACAGGAACAUCACAGAGGCAACUGGAGGAUUGGCUUUUGGAUUUAGAAUACGUUGGUCGACAAGAAAACUCAAGCGGAUGAUUAAAGGCAGUCUUGAUGGCACGUCUAUUAUUGCCAGUAAAAGGUCAAAGAGAAGGCAAAAAUCCAAACGAGGAAUUAGAAUCGAUGCCAAAAGCUUUUAUAUUGAUGAUAUCGCUCACGAGGGAACCAUUGAAGUUGAGGCUAAAGGCACGAUGAUUCAUCUUUUUAAUCCCAUUGGAAGGCAAAUACUUCCUGAAAGAAAAAGCCGCAAAAGGCUAUCUUGGACCAUUCUCAGACCACUGAGAGGAAAAUGGACAUUUAUUUCUACAGCCAGAAGUUUAAAAUUUGGGGUUAAGUCACAAUCGCAGUUAGACAUUACCUUGGAUUGGAAAUUCAURAGGAAAGGAUCUAUUAUAGAUCAUCCAAUCAUAGGAGAUAAAGCCACRGUGAAAAUUUGCAUCCCAAAUUUAUCGCGAUUGCGGAAAAAUACGUUGUCUCUUCCURSUGACUGGAAWCUUUUAUCUCAUGAUGAGGAUUUCUACAUCUACCAAUCAAGGGYUGCCCUUACAGACGAACACUUCAAAAUACCUUUGAAAGGGAAAACCUUGUCAGGCUUUGCUUUCACAAGGGAGUCAGUURUCAUCCAACCCAAGAUCGCUGUAAUCAGRUCCAACAUGCGUCCCUGGCUGUUUUCUCCAAAACCAGGACAGARGUUCACUUAUACAGCAUCAGUUGACUACGCCAAGGACAAACCACAAUGGUGUAAAAUUAAAUUUGCAGUUAACAAAGAAGACGGUAGUUUUGAUCAAACAAGGAUYUCCAUGGGCGAGAACCUGAUCUCCCAUAUUCUGACUGCACCUGCCCAAGGUCRCAUUAUUGUGAAGAUUAUGAUGAAAUGUGACGAUUCUGAAAUMAACUUCCAGGAUGGCCCCUUCUCCGUAAGCGACUAAAUCAUGAUUCGGRUAUAUACGUAUUAGAGUUAGACGACAGGGUCGUGUUGAAACUUGCAAAAUAAAGAGGUGAACUUUAAACAUUCAA
This is a messenger RNA of Exaiptasia diaphana, 1857 nucleotides long. RefSeq lists its product as uncharacterized. The transcript has 6 exons. The coding region runs from base 84 to 1769 and encodes 561 amino acids. The record is from RefSeq and is a predicted model, not a curated record. NCBI's taxonomy places the organism in Eukaryota, Metazoa, Cnidaria, Anthozoa, Actiniaria, Aiptasiidae.